CCCAAGCCGGGAGAGAGAGAAAAACUCUGUUGCUCACUCAUUCUCCAAGUUUGAGAAAAAGUUACCACCUCUUCCCCAGACUCUGAACACGCACUGCAGGCGGAGACACACACACACAUACACACACACACGCUCACACACAAGUUGUUCGGGACAGCAGAAAGCGUGAAACAGCCAGGACUGCUUGUAAAUGUGUUUGUGGAGGGAAAGAAGAUUUGCAGUUCGUCUGAGGAUCUCGGCGUGGACUGAACAACUUCGUCUGGGACGUUUUCCUCUCAUCACCUACCAGGUGGCCAAAUGAACUGUUUAGCCUGAAGACCAAAGAUCAUAGGGCCCCGAUUCAACAGCAAGGGAGAGAGUGAACGGAUCGAGACCACUGCAGCCUCGCUUUGCAUUAUGAGUCGCAACUGAAGAAUUUCUCUAGGGUUCCGUUUUGUGGUUUGAAAAACUGAAGGCAAAAAAAAAUGGACGUUAAGAAAAAAGAAAUGGAUCUCCUUAGCAACAGCAUUGCAGCUUUUGCACACAUCAAAGCCAAUCCGGAGAGCUUUGGGCUUUACUUUGUCCUCGGAGUGUGUUUCGGUCUGGUGUUGACCCUCUGCCUCUUGGUGAUCCGCAUAUCCUGUAAGCCGCGGACCAAGAUCGCUCCCCCCACGCCUGAAAAGAACCCCUUAAAAGACGUCAGCGUGGAAGAUGAGGAAAGCGAUGAUGACGAGGAUGAGGAAGGGGAUGAAGGAGAGGCCUCUGUUCCACUGCCCAUCACAGAAAUCCCUGUUGGGAAUCAUACCAGCCAGUCAGACGGCACUCUGAGUGUGAACGUUUUUACGUCAGCUGAGGAGCUGGAGCGCGCACAGAGGCUGGAGGAGAGAGAACGGAUCAUCCGGGAGAUCUGGAGGAAUGGCCAGCCUGAUAUCCUGGGGACGGGAACAGGGACUAUUGGAAGAGUGCACUACUACUAAUGAACAGAACGCUUCCAGGAAACCUGAGUUUGUAACGGAGUAGACAUAAAAACCUUUGGGCCUGGAGUCCUUUCAACUUGAGAGCUUCUUUUUUUUAUCCAAAGUGACUUGUGGAAAAUAUCAGUGCCAAAUUUGAGAUAUUUUGCUUUGACAAAGCUGAACUUUGAGAUAUUGCACUUAUUAUGCAUUACUGUCAACUGACUAUACGUAUUUGAACUAAAAGGUGUCUUAAUGGCCUCUGUGGAAAUCAAGUGGAAUGAAUGGAGGAACUGAAGGAUUUGUGGAGGUGUCAAGCUGUAAAUAUACAAGAGGGAAUAUAGAUGUUGAACACGUGAAUGUUUUCUCUCAAUUCAUAUAUUCCUAAAGAGCCCAUUGAUAUUAAAUUCACACCAGAUGUCAGGAACAACACACGCAAUCCCAACAUAAAAUGACAUUCAAACUAAUUAGUCCAUAAAUUCCUCUUUCACAUACUCUGAUCCUCUGUUUUUCAAUGGAUUUUAAUUGGGUUUAAGUUUGGUGAUUUAAGUUUUUCAAGUGAUGUGAAGUUUCACUUGCCCAAACAUGUUGUUUGGACGAUCAACGUGUUAUGUUUUGGUCUCGUGUGGUCAGAUCCUUUUCUCCCAAGGUUUCAUUGUGUUCUACAGAUCAUCCACAGCAAAUUUUAAACAAGCUUCAACAUUUUUUUUUUAUAAUGGAGCCUAGCGCACUUAGUCUGCAUGAAAGUCAUGACUGUUGAGUGCAUUACUUGUAGGUUUCAUAUUAAAUUUGUACUUGCUAAUUGCUGGUGUUUCUGAAGUUCUCUGUUAGUGGUAAUUUGCUCUUGUACAACUCCCUGAGUAUUUCAGUGAAACAUCUGGCAUUAACCUUCCAAUGACCACUUGUAAUAAAAUUAUGGUCCUUCCACUUUGGGAUUAUGGUCCAAAGAGUCCACUGUGAAACAUUAAAAAGUUUAUAAAUAUAUCUGCAACCAAUAGCAUCAGUUUGCUGGGCAACAAUUGGGUUGCAAAAGUCUUGAGAGAGCUCUUUGACCUUAUCCAUCAUGGCAUCCUUGGUAAUGAGAAACGUUUUCUUAAUUUUUUUUUACCAACUACACCAGCAGAAUAUUAACUGGCACUGUUAGAAAGCAUAGUUUUUUCUCCAUGCUUGCAUAUUUCACUGGUUUCCUGGCUGUGUGUGGCUCUGUGCAGCUUCUUUUCCUACUUUUCAAAGUUAAUUUCCCAUUUCAUUCCAUUUUAUUACACAUAACUUAAUUUGCGGGCUUAUUUGUUUGGCUUUCCUUUUUAUGUGACUUACUUGGGUGGCUAAUGACAUCUGGUGUUAAUUCAAUGGCCUGCUAAAAGGACCCUUAGAAACACUUACUGAGAAAAAUGUUAACAUGAUCAAUUCUUAUUUUCCCACUGUAUUUGGUGCUUAAUGUUAAAACAGCAGGUUUGCAUAUAUUAAGCAAACCAAUGCAACAAUAAAAAAUGUAAAGAUUUUCUCUCCUAA
Poecilia reticulata (guppy) is the source of this 2444-nucleotide messenger RNA. It is a transcript of the gene eva1ba, whose product is annotated as eva-1 homolog Ba (C. elegans). Lineage: Eukaryota; Metazoa; Chordata; Actinopteri; Cyprinodontiformes; Poeciliidae. The record is from RefSeq and is a predicted model, not a curated record.